CGUCCAUCCAGCGCCCAAAACGCGCUGCCAAAUCGACGCGUGCCGCGCUCAGUCGACGCCAGCCACACUUUCACGCGUUACAGAAAGACCGAGACCCAUCAGGGGCAGCCAGAACCAUGGCGCCGGCGGCCAAGGACACCACCAGCAAAAAGGAUGGCAGCAAGACGAGGAAGGACGCGGCCAAGUCCAAAGAUAGCGUCGAGAAGGAGCCGUCCGUGGAAUUGACGGAGGAGGAACAGCUCGAGGAGUCCCGGAAGGCCGUCGAGGAGAUGAUGGGCGUGUCCGUGUAUGAAGCCUUACAGCACGAGCGCGAGCGGCAAGCUAAAGAAGGUAAGCGCCGCGCUUCCGUCUCGAGGUUCAUGUACGUCGGGAAGUUAGCUGAAGGUAGUACGGAUGAAGAGGUGUUGGCCCAGACCAAAGGGGUGGUGGCCGAGCUGGACGCGGCCAUCGAGGAUAGCCCCUGGAACCACCCCACCACGGUGGAGGACAUGGCCGUCACUGGACUAUGUCUCGCCCACGCGAACUGCGUGGUCGGCGUCUUCGAGACGAAGUGCCCGAACGCCCUGGACUUUUUGACCAAACUAGAAAAAAUCCCGGCCCUCGAGGACAAGGAAUGUAGAGUAUUGAUGUGCACCGAAGAUUGUCCUUCAAGAAACUUCACGGGAAACCACUUCCGGAAAGUCUCGAAAAAACCGGACAACUUCGAACUUUCGGAUGAUUUGGACGACGUUGAUGUCGCGUGGGACCUGUUCCAAGACGUCCUGAAGGUCCACCAGAUUUGUACCCGAAGGAACGUGCCGGACCCCAUGGACUGCGGGGCCGCGGAUUUCAUUCCUUCCGCCGAUCGGAUCCGGGCUUGUGCGGAUUCUAACCAUAAAAAGCCCUGGUUCACGUUACGGGAAUUCCUCGAGUUCUUCACGGACCCCAUCCACAUCGAAUUAGAAUCCGAUAAAGUCUGGCCGACGCAGCGCUUCGAGCAGGUCACGGGCUAUUUGGAUGAUGUGAACGACGACCUGACGUCGAAGAACCCGCUGCCGCCGGGCAACGAGAUCGGGCCCGAGGACAUUAAGAACUGAGGUUUCUUCUCGUGUUGUUGG
Molecule: messenger RNA, 1097 nt
Organism: Pelagomonas calceolata
Lineage: Eukaryota; Pelagophyceae; Pelagomonadales; Pelagomonadaceae
Source: the annotation of a GenBank genome assembly